Molecule: messenger RNA, 615 nt
Organism: Gossypium raimondii (Peruvian cotton)
Lineage: Eukaryota; Viridiplantae; Streptophyta; Magnoliopsida; Malvales; Malvaceae
Product: protein MAINTENANCE OF MERISTEMS-like
Exons: 2
Coding region: 1-615 (204 amino acids)
Biological process (GO): meristem maintenance; meristem development
Source: RefSeq, a predicted model, not a curated record
AUGAUUCAGCUCAAAUCAGAGUUCAGAGGGCAGAAAAAUCAAUGUCCUUUUUGGAAGAUGAACAACAACGUGGGAUGGAUGGCCAGAGACCUACACCUGGAAGUUGAGGAAAGGGCGGAAUAUCGAAUUUUGGAGGCCUAUAUUCGUAAUCCACCCUCUCAUCCAUCACCUUUGAUCGAGCCCUACUUGAGAGAUGCUGGUUUUUCAUACGUGGCCCUUGUAGGUAGGGGGUGUAAGUUGGACUCGACACUUAUAAGCGUGUUGGUGGAAAGGUGGAGACCCGAGACACAUAUAUUCCAUCUUCCAUGUGGCGAGUGUACUAUUACUUUGGAAGACGUGCAGUUACAGCUCGAGUUACCGGUGGAUGGGUCAGUAGUGACUAGGUCAGUUCAAGCAGCUGAUUGGAGAGACGUAUGCGCCGAACUUUUGGGGAAGGUUUCAGAGACGAUUUUUAGAGGCCGGAUGGAAAUCAGUUGGUUAAGAAGAAAUUUCAGUAGGCUCGACGAGGAUUCGACUGAAGUCCAAAGAGAACAACAUGCUCGGGCGUACAUUCUUCAGAUCAUCGGGGGUAUCCUAAUGCCGGAUAAGUCACGAAAUCUCGUCCAUCUAAGGUGA